Molecule: messenger RNA, 1130 nt
Organism: Aspergillus japonicus CBS 114.51
Lineage: Eukaryota; Fungi; Ascomycota; Eurotiomycetes; Eurotiales; Aspergillaceae
Product: carbonic anhydrase
Exons: 1
Coding region: 87-950 (287 amino acids)
Biological process (GO): cellular response to oxidative stress; cellular response to carbon dioxide; carbon utilization
Cellular component (GO): cytoplasm
Molecular function (GO): carbonate dehydratase activity; zinc ion binding
Source: RefSeq, a predicted model, not a curated record
UUUUUUCCUUGUUCUCACUUGGUCGUUCCUGGUUACCGUCGGGGCAUCGAGUGUGACUCAGGCCUCGUUCCCCACCCAUCCCAACAAUGUCUUCCUCAAUGCACUGUCUCUCUUCCACCUUCACAAACCUCACCCGGCUCGCUCCUCGAUCGCUAUCAUUGCCUUCCACAGCAGACAUGCCACAGCGUCUGGGAGCCAGCAUGUUUCGUUCCUCCUUUCUCCGCGUUGCACACCCCCGCCCGGCGGCGACGACCCGACCGGCCCGCUGCUUCUCAACCACACGGCGACAAGCCUGUGCUAACAUGCCAUCCUCCCCUUCAGAUCGCUUCAUGUCGGCUCUGCACCAGAACAAGGACUGGGCAGCCAAGAUCGCCAAGGAGGACCCUCAACUCUUCCCCACGCUCGCCGUAGGCCAGCAGCCCGAGAUCCUGUGGAUCGGGUGCUCCGACUCGCGGUGCCCUGAAACCACCCUGUUGGGCCUCAAGCCUGGCGAUGUCUUCGUCCACCGUAACAUCGCCAACGUGCUGCACGCGAGCGACCUCAGCUCGUCGGCCGUGAUCGAGUACGCCGUGAAGCACUUGCGCGUCAAGCACGUGGUCGUGUGUGGCCACACCAGCUGCGGUGGGGUCGCUGCUGCUCUUGGCAACAAGCAGCUGGGCAUCUUGGACCCGUGGCUCAUGCCCCUGCGCCAGCUCCGCGAGCAGCACCUGAGCCUGCUGAACUCGCUUCCCACCGACGAGGCCAACCUGAAGCUCGUCGAGUUGAAUGUCCAGGAAGGUGUCAAGACGCUUAAGCAGAAGAGUGUCGUGCUGGAUGCCAUCCAGGAGCGGGGUCUGCGCGUCCACGGCCUGAUCUAUGAUGUCGGAAGCGGUGUGCUCCGGGAGUUGGACACCGAUGAGCCCGAGGAGGCCAUCAAGGCGCGUCUCACUUCGUUCAAGACCGACGUUUAGACUCGAUUGCGAGUUCACAUUUGGGAGGUUCGGUGUUGGUUCUGGCGCUCUGAAUUCAGAGAUGGUGUCGAGGGUCGUGUCGUGUUCAUUUCAGCGAUAAGUGGGGUUUGCAAAUUUGUUGUAUUUAAGUGCUCUGUUGCUUGCUGCUCUCUCGAGAGUGAGUAGUGAGCCAGGUGGAAU